UUUGAACUUAGGGUGAUUGCUGAUUAGGUUAGUGGGAGCAUUCUACAGGGCCUUCUUUGCAUGCUAGGCUAAGGGUUGUGUCUGUUGAACCUGAAUUUUAGGUGGAACUAUUUGCUCCAUUAGACCAUAACCGAGUUUGGUACAGUACUCCAUAUACAUCUUUGAAGUCAACAUUCAUUGCAAUACCCGAAAGUCAGAGUUUUAGUGUCUUCAGUUUUCCUCUUGAUCCUUUUUAGUAUCCAUAAUUGGCGUGGACCAGAACAAGUUUUCUUCUCAGAAAGUGCCACAAUUUCGUCCACUUAAUUGUGACCUUUCCUUUGACUUGUUAAACCUUACAUUAUUCAUUUGUAGGCACACCUUAUCUCCAACUAGUUUUUCUCCAACAUGUCAACACCCUAGAUGGGUCAGUUUGCUCCACAGCUACUUCACAGCAUUAAUACCUGAAUGUCCUCCAAUGUCCAAUCUUGAAGCACUCCUUCGUUGGCAGUUGUAGGGUAUGUCCCUGCUCGUUCCUUUCCCUACAUAUGUUGUAUAGUUGAAUGGCAGGACCAUGUGAACAUCUCGUGGACUAUGUCUUAAGCUUGGUUUUUGGCCAACUAAGUCAAAUUUGUGAAGUUAGGUGUUAGAGAGUGGUAUAAGAUCCACGAUUGAACCUCUCCCAACAACUCGAGUUAUUGGGAUCAACUGGUUCUUGACAUGGUAUCAGAGCCUAGAACCGAAAGGUCAUGUGUUCGAAUCUCCACGACCCCCAACAUUAACCGUUGUCUUUCAAGCACAUGGUAUGGUGGGCCUGUGCAAACUUCAAGCCCAUGGGUUGACUUUCGUUUGAGGGGGCGUGUUAGAUCGUGGUAUAAGAUCCACGAUUGAACCUCUCCCAACAACUCGAGUUAUUGGGAUCAACUGGUUCUUGACAUUAGGAACCCACAUAUUUAUAUAUAGCUCUCUUGAUAAACUUGGCUCAACACCAACUCGAAACAACUGAAAGCAAGACACCAAAAAAUCUCCUGCUAAUACCUUUCUCCAUAUUUUCUUCUUCUCAGAUUCAUCAUCAGAGAAAAGCCAUGGCUAUCGGCUUGCCCGGAAAUCUCGCCAAGCAAAUUCUCCGACGAUCUGGGUCCAGCUCAAGCAAGUCAGCCUCGAAAAGGUUCCCGGAUAUGCCGAAAGGUUUCUUGGCAGUCUACAUAGGAGAGACGCAGCGGAAGAGAUUCGUUGUGCCGCUAUCCUACUUGAGCCAGCCUUCAUUUCAGGACUUGCUAGCCAUGGCAGAAGAGGAGUUUGGGUUCGAUCAUCCGAUGGGGGGGUUAACGAUUCCCUGCAGUGAAGAGACUUUCAUUCAUGUAACUUCAACCUUGACCAGAUCUUGAACAGCAGGAGCUGCUAUACGAUGAUGCAGUGGCGAUUGACUUCAUUCUUUGAUACACCAAGGACACCAGUCUUUUUCUAGUGUAGAUGAAAUGACAUUUUCCCCCCUUCUUUUCCCUUCUCUGUUUUUGAGCUGGAAAGCUUUGUGAGAAGGAUACCAACAAUAGUCUCUCCAUGUAUGAAUGAGAAAUUCUGUACAUUAAUUGAGAAGUUAAAUCUGUUUUGCCCCAUUCUCAUUUGCUGAGUUCCUCCGGCGGCUAUGAAGCUCUAUCAAACACAAGUACACAACCACAGUGCAAACACAGAUAGGACUAUCAAUGAUUUAUAUGUCCAGAUCAAAGAAGCGACUUGAUGGUUCGUAUAAUCAGCAACAAAGUUAGCCUCAAGAUAAACGUCUUAAUGGAGAUGUGUGUUCCAUAGGACAUACAGAAGCUGCCAUAUGGUAAGUUGUAUCUAUCAAGUAAUGAGUGUAACCGAGGAAUCCAUCUAUCAAGUAAUUUUUCUGAAACAAAUCUAAGAAGAUAGCCUGAAACCAUGCAAAACUAUCACCAAUUCAGCUCCCAAUUCGCGACGAGGACCCUAAUGAAACGGCCUAUUCCUCCCUAAACAAUGCCACCACAAUGCUUCACCGAGGAAGAGUGAAGGUAAUGUGUAAAAAGUGGAUGUAGCCAACCUAAUGCAUUGAAAUAUCAUUCUGAAUGUUUCCAAUACAUAACUGAGUACAUGCCGUAACGGGAUACUCAAAGAAACAGGUACAAAAUACCAAGUACUCCAAAGUCAUUUUCAUUGUCAUACCAGAAUACCAGAAUGCGAAGUUUCCUUGCCUUCGUCCUUCCACUUGUUCUUUAGCCUCCUUAAUUGGCUUGGACCACCAAGCCAAGUGUUCUUCUUUCUUCGAAGCAUCUGCCGGCUAAUGUUGGAUGCCAAUAGUUUCUUCCUCUUAAAUGCCUCUUUGAUUAGUUGAACUCUUCCGUCUUCAUUAGCAGACACGACUUAUCGCCCAACUAGUUGUCUAAGCCAUGUCCAGACCAGAAAAUGGGACGGUUAGCUGCACAGCUAAUCCACAGCAUUAAUGCCUGAAUGUCCCCACAACUAGGGCCCAAUCUUUAAGCCCUUCACCAUUGGCUUACCCUCCAGUUGUAGGGUACGUCUCCCCUACGCUCUCUUCCCUACAUAUGUUGUAGGGUGGUAUGGCAGGACCAUGUGAUAUGCCAUGGACCAUGUCUCAAGCCAACCCAGUCAAAUUUGUGAAGCAGCCAUCUAUAUAAACAUCUGCAUAUUCUUAGCUCAGAACCAUCUCCAACCAAGAAGCAGAUAACAAAGAGUCUCAAAUUCCCUGCUUACACCUUUCUCAUCAUCUUUUCUUGUGCUCAGAUUCAUCAACAGAAAGAGAAAUGGCUAUCAGUUUGCCAGGAAAUCUCGCCAAGCAAAUUCUCCGACGAUCUGGGUCUGGCUCAAGCAAAUCAGCCUCAACAAGGUUUCCAGAUGUGCCGAAAGGUUUCUUGGCAGUCUAUGUUGGAGAGACUCAGAGGAAGAGAUUCAUUGUGCCAGUAUCUUACUUAAGCCAUGAAUCGUUUCUGGACUUGCUGACCAUGGCAGAAGAAGAGUUCGGGUUUGAUCAUCCUAUGGGCGGGUUAACAAUUCCCUGCAGUGAAGAAAUUUUCGUUCAUGUCACUUCAGCCUUGACCAGAUCUUAAACAGCAAGAGUUAAAUCAUAACGAUGCAAUGGAGAUCAAUGACUAAACUGUGUAAAUGAAAUGACUAUUUGUUUUUUUGUUAGUUUUUUUUAUCCUUCUCUAGUUUUUUAGCUGGAAAAAGCUUUUAUGAGAAGGAUAUGAAUAGAAAGAUGUGUAUGAA
Linum trigynum is the source of this 3219-nucleotide messenger RNA. The record is from the annotation of a GenBank genome assembly. Lineage: Eukaryota; Viridiplantae; Streptophyta; Magnoliopsida; Malpighiales; Linaceae.